Molecule: messenger RNA, 555 nt
Organism: Rhizoctonia solani
Lineage: Eukaryota; Fungi; Basidiomycota; Agaricomycetes; Cantharellales; Ceratobasidiaceae
Product: Fungal specific transcription factor domain
Exons: 1
Coding region: 1-555 (184 amino acids)
Source: RefSeq, a predicted model, not a curated record
AUGGAAGUCGCGGCCCCUGUGUUUCGACGAGCGUGUCCUGAUUCCCCGGAGCAGCUGGUAAACCUUCCAAACGUACUCUUGUCGGGAAACGUCAACCUUCAGAACUUUGUUGUCAUUGAUAUCCUCCUGAGUGUGACCAUGGCUCGACCCAUGCUCUUCAAAUACGACACUACCUACACUCCCAAUACUUUCCAUCGGUUGAUGGAUGGUGAAUGCGGGUUUGAGUGGCUUUACGGUAUUCCAGACCAGUUCAUUGUCUUGUUUGCUUGGAUCAAUAGCCUCGCAGAGGACUAUGGUCCCAAUGUCGACCCUCAGCACAUUGCUCGAAUCGAAGACCAGAUACGCGACGCAAAAACCAAGUCGUCUGCCUCUCCGUCCUCUGAUCCAAUACGGGCAAUUAGAAGAAUAGCCGUGCAGGAAUGUUGGAGACAGACUAUGUAUGCGUAUCUAUACCUGGUAAGGCGGGUUUCCCCCACGCUGGUCAACUUCCGAGUGCUCAUUGCCUUCACCACCAGGUUUUGUGUGGAGCGUGUGCCGAUGACCCUCGAAUCAUGA